AUGGAACCCAGCAGAGUCAGGUACAAGUUUGUGGAAGAAGUUGAGCGCUUGGACUAUUAUGUUCCCGGAGGUUACCAUCCUGUCAUGAUUGGUGAUGAAUUUUGUGCCGGUCGAUAUGUUAUCGCUCAUAAACUUGGAUUCGGCCGAAAGGCUGUUGCACAGAAGCUGCUCGAUUUUUUCACCUUCUCUGGGUCAAAUGGCACUCACCAAUGUUUGGUCAGGGAUGCUGCUAAAAUCAAUAUUCAUGAAGCAAAAGAGGCUGCAUAUCAUCGACUUCUUCAUCUCCCUGCUGCUCGUACCAUCACCUCACAACUUAUACUGGGUUUGCAAUUCAUCCAUUCUCAAGGUAUUGUUCAUGGCGAUCUUCAUCUUGCAAAUAUUCUUCUUCACUUUCCACUUGAUAUGCAAGAUAUGUCUCUUGAGCAGCUGCAUGCUAGAACCGGUGAACCAGCAAAAGAGUAUGUUGUUCGUGAAGAUGGCACUCCACUUGACCCAGGAGUUCCUUCAGAAGUUGUUGUCCCCGUUUGGCUUGGACUCAGUAGUGAUGAGAUUUUCCUGGCAGAUUCUGCCAUUGUGAUUGCAGAUUUUGGAGAAGCAUUUGAUCCUCGAGUGACACGACGGUUCAGUGCCCACACACCACUCUCACCACCAGAAUCCCACUUUGCAGAGCCUGGAGAAUCAGAUGAUCAUUUUUCUUUCCCAGGAGAUAUAUGGACGCUUGCAUGCACUCUCUGGGAUACUUUUGGAUCCAGUCCCCCCUUUGAAGCCUUCCCCAUCACACUGGAUAGGGUUACAAUUGAGCAUGUUGAGAUGCUUGAAACACUUCGUCAGUGGUAUGGCAGUAGCGCCAGAGACUGGACCCAGCGGUUCAUGGAAUUUAUACAGCACCCACGGGAGAGAAUGAGGUUUGAUACCUUUUCAACAGAGGAGGAGAAUGCGUUCUGUGACAUGAUGAAGUCGAUGUUGGUCCUUGAACCAAGAAAAAGGGCCACAAUUGAGGAAGUGGUUGGAUAUGGAGUGGAUGCAAAGAUGGGGCCUGCCAGCAGUGCAGAAAUGUGA
Messenger RNA from Histoplasma capsulatum G186AR, 1059 nucleotides. Its product is annotated as protein kinase. The coding region runs from base 1 to 1059 and encodes 352 amino acids. The transcript is spliced from 4 exons. The record is from RefSeq and is a predicted model, not a curated record. Gene Ontology annotation, biological process: regulation of mRNA processing; protein phosphorylation; spliceosomal complex assembly. Gene Ontology annotation, molecular function: ATP binding; protein kinase activity. Lineage: Eukaryota; Fungi; Ascomycota; Eurotiomycetes; Onygenales; Ajellomycetaceae.